CUCACCGAAAACGAUCAUAUUUCGCGUUGUUCACAUGUUCGCGAUAAAAUUCUGCCAGACAACGGCGGGAAGCUUAAGCCAUUUAUUUUAGAGUGAAUUUAAUUUGGUGACAACAGCCAUGCGAGCUGGUGCAUAGGAAAGAAGUGCGCUUUUGGUGAACGGAAGUGUUUUUUUAAAUACACAUUUUAAUAAGCGAGUUUGAGUUGUUUUCAUAAAAUGAUGAAAGUGCGCUUUAUUUUGUGCGGUAUUCUAUUUGUGAGUGUUGCUUUGGCGCAAGAUUUUGAGCCAGAUCCUUUAGAGCCCGAACGUGGGCCGUUAGAACCGGAAGUUGGUCCUUUAGAACCCGAAGCAGUAACAACGAAUGCACCAGAAAGGACCACUGAGGAAGCAACUGCGUCCGUUACUAAUGCGCCAACAACUGUCACGACGUUAGAAGUUACAACAGAUAUCGCCACAACGACAAGUGGGGAGCCUACGACAACAAUAACAAUAACUGAAGGGCCAACAACUGCAACAGCUGAAGCGACAACAGAAAGUCCUACUACGACUACUACCCUGACAGCGGAGGAGCCAACAACAAUAAGGACAACUACAGAAAUUCCAGUCACUACUACUACCAUGACUACGGAACAACCGACAAUAACAACGACAACAACAACAACAGAACAAUUAGCUUCCACUACCACCACGACAACAGAGGAGCCAACAAUAACAACAACGACGACAACUGAAAGACCCACCUCUACAACUACUACGACAACAGAGACGCCGGCACCAUCAACAACAACGACAACACAACGCUCCACUACAUCAACUACCCCCUCUAUCCGGCCAAUUAUAUGGAGACCAAUAACAAGGAAACCAACAACUACUACCACUACCACAAAAGCACCCUGGCAAGGCUAUCCAUUUUAUCCAAAACCAAGCACCACAACAGCACCCAAAACAUCUACAACAACAAAACAUCCAGGUUAUCCACCAUAUCGACCGGCGAAUCCUUGGGAGCCAUAUACACCCCAGCAGCCGCAGAAGCCAACUUAUCCGCAAACUUCGCAACAGAAUCGUUGCUAUUUUAAAUCACAACGUGGCUCACCAUAUUUGCAGUUGCGCUGCGGCGGAUGGCAGUACGUCUACCACGUGCAGUGCUACCGUUGUUGCAUCUACAACGAUGCCAGCUAUGCCGGUUGCAACCAAGUACAUAGCUCCCAUUGCCAACAGCAGCAGCAACAAAAACCACAACAACAACACAGUUAUAAUACGUACACCAAUUAUUGGUAUAGCAUUUAAUGGGCCGUACAGCUGGACAUGCGCAUGAUCUAAUAUAUCCCAGCAAAAACUUUCGAUUCUUUCGUUAGCGCUUACUUUUUGUAUCCAUGGAGUAACGCAUUACAAUUCGCCUCAAGAAAAAAUUUUUCAUUUUUACAUUUUCUCGCUUACCGCCAAUGACAUGUCCAGGUUAAAGUAAUGUGUUCUGUAAACCAGAAGGUAUGUGGUGAAUUUCGAAAAGUGCUUCCCAAUCGAGAUUUACCACUUACCAGUAAUGCAGUGGGUAAACGAGAAAAUGAAAAUGUUUGAUUUGGGGCGAAUUGUAAUGCGUUACUCCAUCGAUACAAAAAGUAAGCGCUUACCAAAAACAGAAAAUUUUUUGCUGGGGUGCUUGCAACGAUGCAUAUACAUUGGGGUUGUCCAAAAAUGCAUGUUAAAAAGUAAAGUCGGAAUUUUAAUGCUCUCACCACCUAGGAUUGUUCUAUACCGAAAAGA
Molecule: messenger RNA, 1761 nt
Organism: Rhagoletis zephyria (snowberry fruit fly)
Lineage: Eukaryota; Metazoa; Arthropoda; Insecta; Diptera; Tephritidae
Product: salivary glue protein Sgs-3
Source: RefSeq, a predicted model, not a curated record